Molecule: messenger RNA, 932 nt
Organism: Laetiporus sulphureus 93-53
Lineage: Eukaryota; Fungi; Basidiomycota; Agaricomycetes; Polyporales; Laetiporaceae
Exons: 4
Coding region: 35-478 (147 amino acids)
Source: RefSeq, a predicted model, not a curated record
CUGCUUCAUCCCUUCCUCAAGUUCCUCGGCGAAGAUGUCCGCCUCCUUAACCUGCUCCACAUUACGGCUCCCCAGUUACUGCUCGAGUCAUUUGCUCAGAUACCACCCCUACUCGAUGGUGAAGCGUCCGUGUCUACUAAGAGACCAUAUCCAUCGCCAUGAUGAGGAACAGAGGCUGGAGGUACCUCCGACGGUCAUGUUGCGUCCUACACGCGUUGGUGGAGACGGUUCGGACGAUGACGUCUCGUCACUGGAAUUGGACGAGUCCGACUGCAUUGAGCUUGAUGUCAAACAGUGCUAUGAUCCUGCCAUCGUGCAUCCACCUCUCCCGCUAUCAAAAAUGACUCGUCUAAUCAACUUCAUUGCGCCCUUGGUCGAGGUGAUGUCUGAGGCGACGCACGCCGCGAUCGGUUGGAUGCUGCGUUCCGUGUUUGGGCUCUUGAAAUGGGAGCGCUGGAUGGCGAUACUAAAAGUUUAGUGUCUUGCUGGAUCUCAUCAGGCGGCGUUGUUCGCUUCGGUCAAAAUCUUUGUUUUGUUCUUUGUCUAUUCUCGAUUUGCAUCGCGAUAAAAAGGGAUCUUAUUUGGGUUUGCUCUCAUUGUUUGUCUUUGUUCUUGCAUGCUCUUCCUUCAUCGUAUACCUGCUCUCUGGUGCUCAUACUGUUAUCGUUUGUCUUGUUGUCAUACGUAGAAUCGCUCAUGAGUUGUCGCCGAUACUGUCUAGCUCGUGUAUUAUAGUUUGCCAUCUCGUCUUCUUAUUUGCUACAUCAUAUUUGUGACUGAGUGAGUGCUGCACAUCUUCGAGUCCCCGUGUUCCUUAUUCUGACCUCUUUCGCAUUGAUUUCUUGGAUCGUCUCGCACUUGAGGUCGAAUAUUUACAGCAAAGUCAUGAUCCUUUCCCAUAGCUUGCGUGGUUGGUACGCGUGCUUCUUCAC